Cucurbita maxima (winter squash) is the source of this 2134-nucleotide messenger RNA. Its product is annotated as heparanase-like protein 1. Gene Ontology annotation, molecular function: beta-glucuronidase activity. The transcript is spliced from 11 exons. The coding region runs from base 397 to 2007 and encodes 536 amino acids. Lineage: Eukaryota; Viridiplantae; Streptophyta; Magnoliopsida; Cucurbitales; Cucurbitaceae. Gene Ontology annotation, cellular component: plant-type cell wall; membrane. The record is from RefSeq and is a predicted model, not a curated record.
AUAAGACCCAUCACCCCACCGAUCGUAAUCUCUUGCCGAAACUUCAUUUAUAUCUCUCAUUAGCUAUGAAAUUGAAGUGAAAACCUAUCGUCAAUACUCUCGAAGAUCAAGAACAAGAAGCUACUCGUCUCAGAAACGCAAGGAUUUGGUGAUUUGCUAUAUCAAAGGCUGACCCAUUACGUGCAACUUGGUUUUCCUAGCUGUGGAGUCGCCUAAAGUCCAAGAUAGGAAUAGAAAAGUCUGGCGGCUUAGCUCAAAAUUCUUGACGUCAGGCUGUGGCAAUCGGCUUCAGAGGCCAUCUCCAUUUCAUUUUCUUGCAUUAUUGACGAAAUGUCUCGAAUUUGAGUCGACAAUGAUUUGUUGAGCUGGUGAGGGACUGUAUCAAUUACCCGAACAAUGGAUAUCAGAUUCUCCUUGCUUUUCUUUGUAGUUUCUGUAUCUGCUAUUUGGGCUCAACACGUAGAACAUGCUAGAAUUGUGAUCAAUGCUAAUGAAAAAGUUGCAGAAACUGACUAUAAUUUCAUCUGUGCUACCAUUGAUUGGUGGCCUCAUGAUAAGUGUGAUUACAACCACUGUUCAUGGGGGUACUCGUCCGUCAUCAAUUUGAACCUAUCUCAUCCUCUUUUUGCCAAGGCAAUUCAAGCUUUCCACAAUUUAAGGAUAAGAAUAGGCGGCUCUUUGCAAGACCAGGUAUUGUAUGAUGUCGGAAGCUUGAAAGUCCCGUGCCGUCCAUUUCAAAAGAUAAGCUCCGGGUUAUUUGGUUUUUCUAAAGGAUGUUUACACAUGAAUAGGUGGGAUGAACUAAACCAUUUAUUCACCAGGACAGGAGCCAUUGUGACAUUUGGCUUGAAUGCGCUUCAUGGGAGGCACAAAAUCGGUAAAAUUCAGUGGGGAGGAAAUUGGGACUCGAGUAAUGCUCGUGAUUUUAUGAAAUACACCAUUUCUAAGGGAUAUGCGAUAGAUUCGUGGGAAUUUGGUAAUGAACUGAGUGGAAGCGGUGUAGGCGCUAGUGUUGCUGCUGAACAGUACGGAAAAGACCUGAUCCAACUCAGGAGCAUCAUCGACGAGCUGUACCGUGAUUCCAGCUCAAAACCAUCACUUAUAGCACCGGGAGGAUUCUAUGAGCAGAAUUGGUAUGCAAAACUUCUCCAGGUUUCGGGAUCAAAUGUCGUCAAUGUCGUCACACAUCAUCUGUAUAACUUGGGUCCAGGAGUUGAUCCCAAUCUAGUGAAAAAGAUAUUGGAUCCCCAACACCUCAGCAGAGUAUUAGAAACAUUCAGUAAACUUGAUCAAACCAUCAAAACAUAUGGUCCAUGGGCUUCUGCCUGGGUUGGGGAAUCUGGAGGCGCCUACAACAGCGGUGGCCGUGAUGUAUCGAACAGAUUUAUCAACAGCUUUUGGUACCUUGAUCAGUUGGGUAUGGCAGCCAAGUACCGAACGAAAGUCUACUGUAGACAAUCAUUAAUUGGUGGAAAUUAUGGUCUUCUAAGCACCGGCACGUUCGUACCGAAUCCUGAUUUUUACAGUGCACUUCUAUGGCAUCGGCUUAUGGGUACUGGUGUUCUUGCUGUCAAUAGUGAUGCAUCUCCCUUCUUGCGCUCUUAUGCUCAUUGCUCAAAAGAAAGGGCUGGUAUAACUGCAUUGUUCAUCAAUUUAAGCAAUCAGACACACUUUGUAGUCAGCGUUCGGAACACGUUGACUGUCGAGGUGAGAAAGAUAUCCAAAAGGAGCUCUUUCAUGCAAGGUAUUAAGAGAACAGUAAGUUGGGUUGGAAACAAGGCAUCAGACUUGUCCAUAUCAAGAGAGGAGUAUCACUUGACACCAAAAGAUAGUUACCUUCAAAGCCAAACCAUGGUUCUAAAUGGUGUCCCAUUAGAGCUAACUGAAGAUGGAAGCAUUCCACAACUCAACCCUGUUCUUGUUGGUGUGAAUUCUCCAAUACUCAUAGCUCCAUUGUCCAUUGCUUUCAUAGUGUUCCCUAAUUUUGAAGCUCCAACUUGCAAAUGAUCUGUGAAGGCCUCAGUUUCCUUCUUCUUUGUUGCACAGUUUUCAAGUUUGUAUUGUCAAUCUGUAAGUUAUGCAUAAUUUGUGUGACACUUCCUCAUAUUUACUAAUUAUAUUUUCAUUUACUUAA